Messenger RNA from Mus musculus (house mouse), 1149 nucleotides. RefSeq names its product cytochrome c oxidase subunit 7A2 like (gene Cox7a2l). The record is from RefSeq and is marked validated. Lineage: Eukaryota; Metazoa; Chordata; Mammalia; Rodentia; Muridae. Gene Ontology annotation, cellular component: respiratory chain complex IV; respiratory chain complex; mitochondrial inner membrane. Bases 59 to 463 code for a protein of 134 amino acids. The transcript is spliced from 4 exons. Gene Ontology annotation, biological process: mitochondrial electron transport, cytochrome c to oxygen.
GGUCCUUUUCUAGGGCGGUCGCACAGGCAGCGGCGGUGCGAAGCGGGCCUCCGCCAACAUGUACUACAAGUUUAGCAGUUUCACGCAGAAGUUGGCUGGAGCUUGGGCUUCGGAAGCCUACACCCCGCAGGGGUUAAAGCCAGUUUCCACAGAAGCACCACCUAUCAUAUUUGCCACACCAACCAAACUGACCUCCAGUGUGACAGCAUAUGAUUAUUCUGGGAAGAACAAAGUUCCAGAGCUGCAGAAGUUUUUCCAGCCUCCUUUUCUUAAGGAGAACUCUUUACUUCAGUUUGGUCCGUUGGCUAAUAAUGGAACCUUUGUACAGAAGGCUGAUGGUUUCCACCUGAAACGAGGCCUUCCAGACCAAAUGCUUUACCGGACCACCAUGGCUCUGACACUGGGAGGGACCAUCUACUGCCUGAUCGCCCUCUACAUGGCCUCGCAGCCCAGAAACAAAUGAGCUUGCCUGUGGAGGACUGGUUCACUUUGUGGCACAAACCCUUUGAAUCCUCACGUUUCAUGUUUUCCACUUGGAUAGUCUACUUAACAUUUUGCAAACAAAGGAAAAGAUAAGAAUACAUUGUUUUGAUUUGUUUAUGGUGUGCAGAUGGCCUGUCAGAUGUCAGAGCUGGUUUGACAGUUAAAACUAUUGUUUAAGGAAAUGUCACUGAGCCAUCACUGAGCUGUGCUUCUGCUCCUGAUUUCCCUGGAGUUCUGCAGGAAAGUUGCUCUCCAGCUCAUUCGUGGCCAGCCGUGCUCAGGGCCUCGGGACUCAGGCGGUGUCUGAGCGGGAAGCGAAGCGCGGAAGCCUUUUGGAGUGUAGGUGUGAUUGAGGAAGGAAAACAAAAGCCAGCGGACAGGUGGUGAAGUGAGGGCUGAGUUAGCCACCCUAGGGAUUGCUCCGCCUUGCAGAAAACAUUGAGAGGAAUGAUAGCAACCUGCCUCUAUUUGUGGGCAGUUGGUUUCAAAGGGUUGUGUGUCUCGCCCAGAACCUAGGGAAAUGGGUGUUUGUUCCAUCGUGGGAGGAGCACCUGUCAGUGCUGCACAUUAGACAGCUGUGUCAGGAGUUCUCCUUUAAUAAUGCUGUGGCUUUACGUUAUGAUUGACCGGACUGCGGAAUAAACACUGGAAUGAAGAUGUUUUUAG